UAUGAUCGCAUGACUUGGUUGACUGAAAUGCAAAGACAGACGGAAAAUCAUAACGGGGGAGGUUGAGGGACAAGAGGAACAAGGAAAACAGUGAGUGUAUUCGAUAAAUCGCAUCGCAGAGAAGAAAGAAAGAAAGAAGGAAAAUGAACUUGGAAUCGGUGAAGAAGUACUUGGAGAAACCAGGAGGUGACACGUCAUCGCUUGUUGAUGAACUCCCUCCAAGAUUCUUGGAACCCUUAGUCAUCAAUGCACUUCGCAUCGAUCUCGUUGAACCAGGCCGAGUCCUCUGCUCCAUGAAAAUCCCUCCUCGUUUACUCAAUUCCGGCAACUCGUUGCACGGCGGCGCCACCGCCACCAUGGUGGAUGUAGUGGGUUCAGCUGCGAUUCCCACCCUAGGGCAUAUGUCUGGCAGGACUGGGGUUUCUGUGGAGAUCAAUGUUACAUACUUAGAUGCUGCAUAUGCUCAUGAGGAGAUUGAGAUCGAGGCCAAGACCCUACGUGUAGGAAAGGCAGUAGCUGUUGUUAGUGUCGAGUUCAGGAAGAAAACGACUGGCAAAAUUUUUGCGCAGGGGCGUCAUACCAAAUAUCUUCCGCUUGCCAGCAAGAUGUGAAGGCAGCAACUAUGCUAAUGAAAUAAGCAGUUCCAUGUUGGCUAAUAUUCGCAACUGGCAAAUAUACGCAUUCGUCACUCCUGAUUUAGUUUCUUGCAAAUGCUAUGGUUGCUACAUGUGAGAUGUUACCCUGAAUGAUUUAUAAGUUCAUAUUGAUGUGCAGACACAGCUCAUCAUUGUCACAUGAAGUGGCCAUAACCAGCUCCUCUUUGUGAUUCCAUAAUUUAUAUAUAUUGAUUUAUAGGAAAGAUUUAUUUUUGGGUAUGUAUGAAUUCAGGAGCCAGAACUUAUGCUAAAAAGAUUUAUUGGAAUCUUGGAUCUUAUAAAAGCUAAGUGUAUAUUUUGUUUAUCCA
This is a messenger RNA of Arachis stenosperma, 964 nucleotides long. RefSeq lists its product as uncharacterized. The transcript has 3 exons. Lineage: Eukaryota; Viridiplantae; Streptophyta; Magnoliopsida; Fabales; Fabaceae. Gene Ontology annotation, molecular function: fatty acyl-CoA hydrolase activity. The record is from RefSeq and is a predicted model, not a curated record. The coding region runs from base 144 to 611 and encodes 155 amino acids.